This is a messenger RNA of Phyllostomus hastatus (greater spear-nosed bat), 1469 nucleotides long. RefSeq names its product myostatin (gene MSTN). Lineage: Eukaryota; Metazoa; Chordata; Mammalia; Chiroptera; Phyllostomidae. Gene Ontology annotation, cellular component: extracellular region. Gene Ontology annotation, biological process: SMAD protein signal transduction. The record is from RefSeq and is a predicted model, not a curated record. Gene Ontology annotation, molecular function: growth factor activity; cytokine activity. The transcript has 3 exons. Bases 113 to 1240 code for a protein of 375 amino acids.
UUGUCUCUUCGACUGUAGAGGCAUUACAAUUUUGCUUGGCGUUACUCAAAAGCAAAAGAAAAGUAAAAGAAGGAAGUAACAACAAGGAAAAGAUUGUAUUGAUUUUAAAAUCAUGCAAAAACUGCAAAUCUAUGUUUAUAUUUACCUGUUUAUGCUGAUUGUUGCUGGUCCAGUGGAUCUAAAUGAGAACAGCGAGCAAAAAGAAAAUGUGGAAAAAGAGGGGCUGUGUAAUGCAUGCACUUGGAGACAAAACACUAAAUCUUCAAGAAUAGAAGCCAUAAAAAUUCAAAUCCUCAGUAAACUUCGGCUAGAAACAGCUCCUAACAUCAGCAAAGAUGCUAUAAGACAACUUUUGCCCAAAGCUCCUCCACUCCGGGAACUGAUUGAUCAGUACGAUGUCCAGAGAGAUGACAGCAGUGAUGGUUCCUUGGAAGAUGAUGAUUAUCAUGCCACGACAGAAACAAUCAUUACCAUGCCUACAGAGUCUGAUCUUCUAGUGCAAGUGGAAGGAAAACCCAAAUGUUGUUUCUUUAAAUUUAGCUCUAAAAUACAAUUCAAUAAAGUAGUAAAGGCCCAACUGUGGAUUUAUCUGAGGCCCGUCGAGACUCCUACAACGGUGUUUGUGCAAAUCCUGAGACUCAUCAAACCCAUGAAAGACGGUACAAGGUAUACUGGAAUCCGAUCUCUGAAACUCGACAUGAACCCAGGCACUGGUAUUUGGCAGAGCAUUGAUGUGAAGACAGUGUUGCAAAAUUGGCUCAAACAACCUGAAUCCAACUUAGGCAUUGAAAUCAAGGCUUUAGAUGAGAAUGGUCAUGAUCUUGCUGUAACCUUCCCAGGACCAGGAGAAGAUGGGCUGAAUCCAUUUUUAGAAAUCAAGGUAACAGACACACCAAAAAGAUCCAGAAGAGAUUUUGGACUUGACUGUGAUGAGCACUCAACGGAAUCUCGAUGCUGUCGUUACCCUCUAACUGUGGAUUUUGAAGCGUUUGGAUGGGAUUGGAUUAUUGCACCCAAAAGAUAUAAGGCCAAUUACUGCUCUGGAGAGUGUGAAUUUGUAUUUUUACAAAAAUAUCCUCAUACUCAUCUUGUACACCAAGCAAACCCCAGAGGUUCAGCAGGCCCCUGCUGCACUCCCACAAAGAUGUCUCCAAUUAAUAUGCUAUAUUUUAAUGGCAAAGAACAAAUAAUAUAUGGGAAAAUUCCAGCCAUGGUAGUAGAUCGCUGUGGGUGCUCAUGAAAUUUAUACUUAGUUAAUAACUUCCUAAAACAUGGAAGGCCUUCCCUGCAACAAUUUUGAAACUGUGAAAUUAUGUACCACAGGCUACAAGCCUAUAGUAUGCUACAGUCAUUUAAGCGUAAAUUACAGUAUAUAAACUAAAAGAGAGAAUAUAUGCAAUGGUUGGCAUUUAACCAUCAAAAUAAAUCAUACAAUAAAAAGCUUUAUGAUUUCCAGAGCUUUUGGAGUA